This is a messenger RNA of Carassius auratus (goldfish), 1964 nucleotides long. RefSeq lists its product as uncharacterized. Bases 1203 to 1964 code for a protein of 253 amino acids. The record is from RefSeq and is a predicted model, not a curated record. Lineage: Eukaryota; Metazoa; Chordata; Actinopteri; Cypriniformes; Cyprinidae. The transcript is spliced from 5 exons.
ACGCUCUACUGCAGGUAGAAUAGCCUCCAGAUGUGAGUUUAACCAAAACAACGAUCAACUGCAGGUAAAACACUAUUCAGCGGUGAGUUUAACAACGCUCUACUGCAGGUAGAACAGCAUCCAGAUGUGAGUUUAACCAAAACAACGAUCAACUGCAGGUAAAACACUAUUCAGCGGUGAGUUUAACAACGCUCUACUGCAGGUAGAACAGCAUCCAGAUGUGAGUUUAACCAAAACAACGAUCAACUGCAGGUAAAACACUAUUCAGAGAUGAGUUUAACAACGCUCUACUGCAGGUAGAAUAGCCUCCAGAUGUGAGUUUAACCAAAACAACGAUCAACUGCAGGUAAAACACUAUUCAGCGGUGAGUUUAACAACGCUCUACUGCAGGUAGAACAGCAUCCAGAUGUGAGUUUAACCAAAACAACGAUCAACUGCAGGUAAAACACUAUUCAGCGGUGAGUUUAACAACGCUCUACUGCAGGUAGAACAGCAUCCAGAUGUGAGUUUAACCAAAACAACGAUCAACUGCAGGUAAAACACUAUUCAGCGGUGAGUUUAACAACGCUCUACUGCAGGUAGAACAGCAUCCAGAUGUGAGUUUAACCAAAACAACGCUCAACUGCAGGUAAAACACUAUUCAGCGGUGAGUUUAACAACGCUCUGCGGUGCGUGCAGUAAGCAGUUUAAGCGUUUUCUGCCAGGUCACAGGGUAAGUGACUAAUUAUAGGUGAUGCAUGCUGGAUAAUGUUUAUUUUUAUUUUUAUAGGAGUCUGGUAUUGAUAAAUAAAUGCACAUAUGCUUGUGUUCGAUUAAUCAAUGUCUUGUUUAUUUAUUUAUUUAUUAAAUAUCCUCUAAAUUAAUAACUCUGACGUCAUUGUAUGGCGCGAUCGUGAUCCCGAGGUUCAUUGCGUUUUUCCCUUUCCACUCGGUCCCUCAAAUUUGCCAGCAAAAAUUAUCUUUAUUCUAACACUCCACCACAUACACACACACACACACACACACAAAUAAAUAACAAAGGCACUUUUAAGAGUCACGUUCGUCUUGUUCACCUUUACCCAUCACCUGUACUCUCUUCAGCUCUCUUUCUCGCUCCCCUCUCCUCUCUUUGUCUCUCUUUGUCCCCCCUCCCUGUAUAUUUAUUUAUUUGUCCAUCUCUUUGUUGUGAGUCUUUCUGUCUGUUUGUUUUUCUGUCCAUCACUAUGUCCAUGAGUGAUUCAGAAAUCCAAGAAAAUCUAAUGGUCUUGGAUAACUUGGUUGAUCAUCAAGAACUGAAGGAUGAGCUCCAAAGUCUUGAUGACUUUCUUGGUGAGCUGCAAGAAGAGGAGGCGGCAGCAGCACCAUCAAAGACACCUGAGCCAAGGCAACCAAAGGUGCACUGGAGAAAAAGAGACGUGCAUGGAAAUAUUGUCUAUGCAAGGCCGAGAUCAAGCAGGGAUCAGUCAAAAAAGGCUGAUCACAUUCAGAACACUGAUCCUACCUUCAAUGCUCCUGACACUAACUGUGAGGUGGCCUAUGCUCCAGAGACUGUUGAGUGUUUUCUACAAGAUCUCCAGCACUCACUGAGGGAUUCCUCAGGUGAUGAGGCAUCACCUCUUGGAACCCCAAGAGAUCCUCUUCUGGCAUCUUCGAACUGGGGCAUUCGUCAGAGUCUCUUUUCAGAGAGGUGGAGGGCAGAGAGACCCCGUCUGGUAAACACGGCUGCAGCAAAAGAAAGUGUGGCAACACACAUCUGCCAGCAGUGUUGGAGCAGUCCAGCAGUUAUCCGGUGCAGUGACUGUCGACCACACCCCUUCUUCUGUGCUGAAUGUGACAUCAGCAUGCACACCAGACAUGUCCUCCACAAUAGAGAUGCCAUGACUGCUGGCUUCUUCCAGCCAUUGCCUCCAACCCAUGUCAUUACACACAUUUGUGUCCUUGUAUACAACCAUGAUUGCAGAUCUAGCUCUUCCCAAUGCCUCUAG